Molecule: messenger RNA, 954 nt
Organism: Fragaria vesca subsp. vesca
Lineage: Eukaryota; Viridiplantae; Streptophyta; Magnoliopsida; Rosales; Rosaceae
Exons: 5
Coding region: 1-954 (317 amino acids)
Source: RefSeq, a predicted model, not a curated record
AUGGUAGGGAGUUUGAUGUAUUUGACUGUGACAAGGCCGGAUCUUAUGUUUGUGGGGAAUUUGGUCAGCCGAUAUAUGGAGAAUCCAACAGAGCUGCAUAUGCAAGCCAUCAAGAGAAUUCUGAGGUAUGUGAAAGGUACAGUAGAGCUGGGAAUUAGUUGCAUAAGUGAUGUUGUGAAUGGUGAAGAGUUGGUGGCGUUCUCAGACAGUGAUUAUGUAGGGGAUAUUGAUGAUCGCAAGAGUACUUCUGGUUAUGUUUUUAUGUUAAGCAAUGGAGAAGUGGCGUGGUCCCCCAGGAAACAACGAGUUGUUACCCUAUCUACCACAAAGCCGGCGACGACCUCUUCCACCGGUUACGCCGGCACGUCCUCUCUCUCUCUCUCCACGACGUCCUCCACCAUAUCCCAAGCUUUCAACUUUUCAGUACUGGAGUUUCAAGUUCGAUCUCCACCUUGGGAUAAUCAGCCCAAGACUGGCCGGGGCGACAACCGGGGACUCGCCGUGGUUGUCCUCGACGCGCUCUCAAGGCGACAAUGGGUGAGAGAAGAGGAUUUAGCUAAGGACUUGAAACUGCACUCGAAGCAACUCCGUCGUACAUUGCGGUUUUUUGAGGAGGAGAAACUGGUCACCCGGGACCAUAGGAAGGAGACAGCCAAGGGUGCAAAGAUAUUUAGUGCUGCAGUUGCAGCCACAGCUGACGGGCAACAACAUACAAAAGAAGGGGAAGAGAAAAUUAAGUUGCACACUCACUCUUACUGUUGUCUGGACUAUGCUCAGAUAUAUGAUGUAGUAAGGUACAGACUACACCAUAUGAGGAAAAAACUGAAAGAUGAAUUGGAGGACAAGAACACAGUUCAAGAAUAUGUAUGCCCCAACUGUGGGAAAAGGUUUCUGCUGAUAGGUUCAUUUUGUUCAAUCUAUUGCAGCAAGGACAAAUUUGCAGAUUUUGUGUAG